Knipowitschia caucasica is the source of this 363-nucleotide messenger RNA. NCBI's taxonomy places the organism in Eukaryota, Metazoa, Chordata, Actinopteri, Gobiiformes, Gobiidae. The record is from the annotation of a GenBank genome assembly.
AUGUCCGGGUGUUGCGUUAAGAAAAGCAUCCCAGAAUGCCUUGAGGAGCUGAAGAACAUAUUCUCGGAGCAUGCCGGGCGAGAGGGAGAUCCACAAAAACUAAACAAGAACGAACUGAAGACGCUGCUGGAGGCUCACAUGUUCGGGAAGUGCAAGGAAGCAACUGAGGAGGAGGCCAAGAAGAUGUUUGAUGGUUGGUUCAACACCAUGGACGAGAACCAGGACGGAGAGGUGGACUUUUACGAGUACAUGGUGUUCCUGGCGGCGUUCUCCUGCUUCUGCUUCGGAAUCGACUGCGAGACCAAGAAAGGUCAGCGGCAGGAGAAGGACGUCCCACUGACCCACUCCAGGCUGUGGCACUGA